GUUUAGGUUUGUGGUGAACAUUGUUGAUGACUCAAGUAAUGCAUCACUUCUAUUAUGGGACAGAGAAGUGGUUCAACUUAUUGGAAAAAGGGUCAGUGACAUGAUAGGGAGUAAUAUGGAGAAUUCUGUUAUGGAGUAUCUUCCUAAGAAAAUUGAGGAGCUUUUGUUGGGGAAAGAAAUUUUGUUUAAGAUUCAAAACAAGAAUAGCAAGGAAUUUUACCGUAGAUAUCCAUAUACGGUUAACAAGAUUUGUAAUAUUCCAGAAAUUGUUGAGAAAUAUGUUCCUAAGAAUAUUGCUUCACAAGUUCUCAAUACCGAUGUCAAGCUUGCUGAUUUACUCUUUGGAGCUGAUAUUGUUGAGGUAUGUAGCAAAGAAUUUGUCACUCCUGAUUUCUCAACUGUUACUAAGCAAAGUGGUUAUGAAAACAUCGGUGAAGGAAGUGUAAAGCGAUGUUUGUUAGAUGAAUUUGAUGCAGAGGAAGUAAUCUGUUCUGAUAAGAUCAAGAAGAAAAUGAAGAAGGUGAAUGUCAUUGAAGAUGAUGAUUAUGAGGAAGCAAUUAGCUACACUCAGGAUUUAUCUGGUGCUGAUUAAUUGAAGACAUGUUUUAAGUUCUUAACUGUUUUAAGUUAGUUGAAGUGUUUUUUGAACUUAUCUGAACUUCUAUUUUGGUUAGUUGGUUUAGUUGGUGGAUUGUUAGUGGACUAUCUUACAACUCUUAUCAGUUCUGUGUUCUUUUGGUAGUUCUUUGUAAUGAUGGUUUAUGUCUUUUUCAUCACUUUUGUAUCUUUUUGUUGCAUUCCAGUGGGGAUGUAGGAUAAGGCAUUCUGAUUUUUGUUUAAUCAAGAGAAAGAUUUUGCA
Salvia hispanica is the source of this 859-nucleotide messenger RNA. NCBI's taxonomy places the organism in Eukaryota, Viridiplantae, Streptophyta, Magnoliopsida, Lamiales, Lamiaceae. The record is from RefSeq and is a predicted model, not a curated record.